Molecule: messenger RNA, 885 nt
Organism: Batrachochytrium dendrobatidis JAM81
Lineage: Eukaryota; Fungi; Chytridiomycota; Chytridiomycetes; Rhizophydiales
Product: translation initiation factor eIF3 core subunit g
Exons: 6
Coding region: 1-849 (282 amino acids)
Cellular component (GO): cytoplasm; eukaryotic translation initiation factor 3 complex
Molecular function (GO): translation initiation factor activity; RNA binding
Source: RefSeq, a predicted model, not a curated record
AUGGCUGCUAUGCACAUAUCUGCUGGAGCUCCAGCUGCUUCUCGUCAGACAGAGGACUGGCUCGAUGACGAUGAAGGUCAAAGUCUUCCUGCCUCCACCACAGUUGUUCAGGCUGAUGGAACACAUGUUGUUACCACCUACUCUUUUAAUGAUGACGGCAAAAAGGUCAAGACUGUCAAACGGAUUCGAAUGAAGCUAGUCAAGGCCAAAGUAAACCAUGCUGUUGCAGAGAGAAAGAAAUGGAAAAAGUUUGGAGAAAGUGCUGGGCUUCCAGCUGGUCCUGAUCCAGGAUCUACUUCUCUUGGUGAAAAGGUUUUCCUUAAACUAUCCAUGACCUCUAAAGACUUUGACAGUGCUGAACAAGAAAAGAAAACAGUCAAGCCUGUUGGCUCAUUAACGAUCAACUGCCGUAUCUGUAAGGGUGAUCAUUAUACAACUCGUUGUCCAUAUAAAGACACGUUCAAGCCAAUCAAUGAAAUAACUGCUCCAGCUGCUACUACACAGAAUAUGCCAGACAAGUACAUUCCUCCAUCCCAACGUAAUCGUUCUUCAGGGGGACCUGAAUCUAUAGGAACCGGCACACGCAUGGAUGGUCGAAAAGAUGAUACCGACACUGUUCGUAUGUCCAAUCUUUCAGAAGAUGCUACUGAGCAAGAUGUCAGAGAUCUUGUUGCUAAAUACGGAACUCCAGCUCGUGUACGUGUUGUCACAGACUACAAUACUCACCGGUGCAAAGGCUUUGCAUUUAUUAGCUUUUAUGACAGAUCAACUGCAGAAAGAGUUAUUCAAAAACUCGAUGGCCAUCCAUAUGAUAAUCUCAUUCUUUCUGUUGAUUGGUCAAAGAACUAGGUUUAAAAAUCAAUAAAACAAGGACUCGAACGUUUU